Molecule: messenger RNA, 1656 nt
Organism: Ailuropoda melanoleuca (giant panda)
Lineage: Eukaryota; Metazoa; Chordata; Mammalia; Carnivora; Ursidae
Gene: TGIF1
Product: TGFB induced factor homeobox 1
Exons: 3
Coding region: 339-1157 (272 amino acids)
Biological process (GO): regulation of DNA-templated transcription
Molecular function (GO): DNA binding
Source: RefSeq, a predicted model, not a curated record
UUCCCUCUUCGCCUCUCUCACUCUGACAGCGCCGAGGUACGCCGAGCAGGAGCGGGGAACAAAGGAGAGGAGUGGGGAGGGGAGCGAGUUGGGCGAGGGAGAGUCCCCAGCCGGCUGCCAGAAGAUCCCGGUCGGAGGAAGCCCAAGUGUCACUCGAAUUCCACCCUAGGAGCGGGCGCCUGGGACCCGAGCGCCUUGAUUAGCAAUAACGGCUGGAGCGCGUCCUACAAGUUUCGGGAGAGUCGGCCGGGAAGGAGGACAAUCGCGUGCCCCCUUCGCCCUCGCUCCUGGCCCCUCGAGACCCCAGCAUCGCCUCGCGCUGGAAGGGGAGCUCCAGAAUGAAAAGCAAGAAAGGUGUUGUUGUGGCAUCGGGCAGUGAGACGGAGGAUGAUGACAACAUGGACAUCCCCCUGGACCUCUCGUCCUCUGCUAGUGCAGGCAAGAGAAGGCGGAGGGGCAACCUGCCCAAGGAAUCUGUUCAGAUUCUCCGCGACUGGCUGUAUGAGCACCGAUACAAUGCCUACCCCUCAGAGCAAGAAAAAGCAUUACUGUCCCAACAAACACACCUGUCUACACUACAGGUCUGUAACUGGUUCAUCAACGCCCGCCGCAGGCUCCUCCCAGACAUGCUGAGAAAAGAUGGCAAAGAUCCAAAUCAGUUCACAAUUUCCCGCCGUGGGGCCAAGAUUUCUGAAGCGAGCUCUGUGGAGUCAGCCAUGGGCAUCAAAAACUUCAUACCGGCUUUGGAGGAGAGCCCGUUUCAUUCCUGUACAGCUGGACCAAACCCAGCCCUCGGGAGGCCCCUGUCCCCCAAGCCGUCGUCCCCGGGAUCAAUACUGGCUCGUCCGUCAGUGAUUUGUCAUACCACUGUGACUGCAUUGAAAGACGUGCCUUUCUCUCUGUGCCAGCCGGUUGGUGUGGGACAAAACACAGACAUACAGCAGAUAGCAGCCGGCAGCUUUACAGACACCUCCCUCCUGUACCCCGAGGACACGUGUAAAUCCGGACCAAGUUCAAAUCCACAGAGUGGUCUUUUCAACACUCCUCCCCCUACUCCGCCGGACCUCAACCAGGAUUUCAGUGGAUUUCAACUUCUAGUGGAUGUUGCACUCAAACGGGCGGCGGAGAUGGAGCUUCAGGCUAAACUUACAGCUUAACCCAUGGUCAAGAGCAAAAGUUUCCACAGGUGGUGUUAGGAUUGCCGGGGUGAUGGCAAGAGACGGACCGCAUUAUUUUAUAUAUUUUUUUAUUAAUAUUUGCACAUGGGAUUGCUAAAGUGAAGCUUCCUGUUACUGAGAUGUCUUCAAUGGAAUACAGUCAUUCCAAGAACUAGAAACUCAAAAGCUACUGUAGAAACAAAGGGUUUUCUUUUUUAAAUGUUUCUUGGUAGAUUAUUCAUAAUGUGAGAUGGUUCCCAAGAUCAUGUGAUUUUUUUUCCUCUCUCUCUCUCUCUCUCCCCUUCCCUUUUUUUGUUGUUUUUCCCCCCCAGACUGUGCAAUACUUAGAGAACCUAUAGCAUCUUCUCAUUCCCAUGUGGAACAGGAUGCCCACAUACUGUCUAAUUAAUAAAUUUUCAAUUUUUUUUCCAAACAAGUAUGAAUCUAGUUGAUUGAUGCCUUUUUUUUUCCAUGAUGUAAUAAAGUAUUUUCUUUAAAA